Balearica regulorum gibbericeps (East African grey crowned-crane) is the source of this 2575-nucleotide messenger RNA. The record is from RefSeq and is a predicted model, not a curated record. NCBI's taxonomy places the organism in Eukaryota, Metazoa, Chordata, Aves, Gruiformes, Gruidae.
AUGUUCGGGAUCAUUAUAUCUGUCCUGAAUAGCACUCAGUACCUUGGUGCAGAGGAGAAGUAUGUCACUUUCACUCUGCUCUCCUCUCCAGAGGAGUAUGGUGUAUCCUUCCACUGCUGGGCAGUUUGUGUUGCUGUAACACUGCUGAGUCUUUCUUGCAGCCUGUGUCAAGGAUUGAACUUUCCAAAUUAUGUAUUUCAGACCUUGAGAAAGAAAGGACUUAAUGGCUGUGACAGUCCAGACCCCGAUGCAGACGAUUCAGUAGGUCACAGCCCUGAGUCUGAGGACAAGUACAGAAAGAUUAAUGAAGAUAUUGAUCUAAUGAUCAGCAGGCAAAGAUUGUGUGCUGUUCCACCACCAAACUUUGAGAUGCCAGUUUCUAUCCCAGUGUCCAACCACAACAGUUUGGUGUACAGUAACCCAGUCAGCUCACUGGGAAAUCCCAACCUUUUGCCGCUGGCUCAUCCUUCUUUGCAAAGAAAUAGCAUGUCUCCUGGCGUGACACACCGGCCUCCGAGUGCAGGUAACACAGGUGGCCUGAUGGGUGGGGACCUCACUACCGGUGCAGGCACCAGUGCAGGAAAUGGAUAUGGCAACCCCCGUAACUCACCAGGUCUGCUGGUCUCACCUGGCAACUUGAACAAGAACAUGCAAGCAAAAUCUCCGCCUCCAAUGAAUUUGGGAAUGAACAACCGUAAACCAGAUCUCCGUGUGCUUAUUCCACCUGGCAGCAAGAAUACAAUGCCAUCAGUGUCUGAGGAUGUUGAUCUGCUUCUGAAUCAAAGGAUAAAUAACUCCCAGUCUGCUCAGUCAUUGGCUACUCCAGUGGUUUCCGUAGCAACUCCUACUCUACCAGGGCAAGGGAUGGGAGGAUACCCAUCAGCCAUCUCAACAACAUAUGGUACUGAAUAUUCUCUGAGUAGUGCAGAUAUAUCAUCUCUCUCUGGGUUUAAUACAGCCAGUGCUCUUCAUCUUGGUUCUGUGACUGGCUGGCAACAGCAACACCUGCAUAACAUGCCACCAUCUGCCCUCAGUCAACUGGGAGCUUGCACUAGCACUCAUUUAUCUCAGAGUACAAAUCUCUCCCUGCCUUCUACUCAAAGCCUCAACAUCAAGUCAGAACCUGUUUCUCCUCCUAGAGACCGUACCACCACACCCUCGAGAUACCCACAGCACACGCGCCAUGAGGCGGGGAGAUCUCCAGUUGACAGUUUGAGCAGCUGUAGCAGUUCCUACGAUGGAAGUGACCGAGAAGAUCACCGGAAUGAAUUCCACUCCCCCAUUGGACUCACCAGACCUUCGCCGGACGAAAGGGAAAGCCCCUCUGUCAAGCGCAUGCGGCUCUCUGAAGGAUGGGCGACAUGAUAACAUUAUUACCUAUUAGUGGUUUUUUUUUUCUUGCAGUGUGUGUGUGCUAUACCUUAAUGGGGGAGGGGGGGUCGAUAUGCAUUAUAUGUGCCGUGUGUGGAAAAAAAAAAAAAAGUCAGGUACUCUGUUUUGUAUAAGUACUUUUAAAUUGCCUCAGUGAUACAGUGUAAGGAUAAACAGAAAUGCUGAGAUAAGCUUAGCACUUGAGUUGUACAACAGAACACUUGUACAAAGUAGAUUUUAAGGCUAACUUCUUUUCACUGUUGUGCUCCCUUGCAAAAUGUAUGUUACAAUAGAUAGUGUCAUGUUGCAGGUUCAACGUUAUUUACAUGUAAAUAGACAGAAGGAAAACAUUUGCCGGAAAUGGCAGAUCUUUACUGAGAGAGAAAGCAGCUGUUAUGCAUCAUAUAGAAAAUGUACAGAUGUUUUGACAGACCCAGCGGUUGGGUGGCUAUGAAUUGAUGGUAGAAAGAGACUGGGUCACCUAACAUACCGAAAAUGCUCACAAACAUGCAGGCUUAUCAUUAGAGUAUGGCACUCGGCUAAAAAGGAUCAAAACAUUUAAAGAGGACCAUACUUGUAAAAAUGUUGAGUUCGAAGGCUAACAUUUAAUUUCAAAAAUUCUGGGUCUGCAUCACUUACUAAAAAAAAAAAAAAAAAAUGUACAUUACAUUUUGCUUAUUUUCAUAUUAAAAAGUAAGACAGAGUUUGCAAAGCAUUUGUGGCUUUUGUAGUUUCCUCAAGCCAAAAUGUGUUCUUUUUUCCUUGAUAGCUUCGCUAAUCUUUUAAACAGUCCUGAAGAAACAAACAAAAAAGGACUUUUUGUAUAGAAAGCACUACCCUAAGCCAUGAAGAACUCCAUGCUUUGCUAACCAAGAUAACUGUUUUCUCUUUGCAGAAGUUUUGUUUUUGAAAUGUGUAUUUCUAAUUAUAUAAAAUAUUAAGAAUCUUUUAAAAAAAUCUGUGAAAUUAACAUGCUUGUGUAUAGCUUUCUAAUAUAUAUAAUAAUUAUGGUAAUAGCAAAAGUUUUUGUUAUCUUAAUAGUGGGGAAUUAUAUUUGUGCAGUUGCACAUUUAACUAUUUUCUUUCAUUUUUCUUAUACUGGGUAUACAUUUUGCAGAUCGAAGUCAGCUGUUGAAAGACUGAUCUGUAAAGAGUUAGAAUUUACCCAUGGUGUAACAGCUUAAGUCGUUUUAAUACAGCAUUU